AUGUUGAACUUAUCGUGUGGACGCCAAGGCGAAUUCAUGAAAUCGGGUGAUUUUAUGUUGCUAUACUCCGAAACGCCAAACAUGAGCGAGUUUAACAGUGAAUACGCAGCUAUGGAAAGAGCACGGAAGCCCUCACCACCACCUGAAGGCGAGACGCAACCGUCUUCUACUGGACCUGGUGACCAACGGCGUCCUCAAGGCGUGCGGCCUGGUGUGCCUUCUCACAAACGACCAGUGCCUCCUCAUCCAGGAGGUGGACCUCCUCCGAAGCGACCAGAUCAAGGAAAGCCGUUGGUUGCCAAUCUGGAUAGAGAUGGAGAUAGUACAGGAAUGGAUACGUGA
Messenger RNA from Cooperia oncophora, 342 nucleotides. Lineage: Eukaryota; Metazoa; Nematoda; Chromadorea; Rhabditida; Trichostrongylidae. The record is from the annotation of a GenBank genome assembly.